Mustela erminea (ermine) is the source of this 1173-nucleotide messenger RNA. RefSeq names its product myozenin 2 (gene MYOZ2). Gene Ontology annotation, molecular function: telethonin binding; actin binding; FATZ binding. The record is from RefSeq and is a predicted model, not a curated record. The coding region runs from base 185 to 979 and encodes 264 amino acids. NCBI's taxonomy places the organism in Eukaryota, Metazoa, Chordata, Mammalia, Carnivora, Mustelidae. The transcript is spliced from 6 exons. Gene Ontology annotation, cellular component: actin cytoskeleton; Z disc.
AGUCUCUUCAGAAAGGCUCAGUCCCUAGUUUGAGUCAGAGCUAGGGACCAUGCCGUCCCAGGCUCAGGGAUAAAAACCAUCGGGCCCCAGUGCCAUCCAUAUUUCAUCUCCACUCUUCCCUCUACAAAUUGGGGCUCAUCCCUGCUGAAAAGCACAGUCUAAGAGCAAGGGAACCAAAAAAACCAUGCUUUCACAUGAUACCAUGGUGAAGCAGAGAAAACAGCAAGCAUCAGCCAUCAUGAAGGAAAUCCAUGGAAAUGAUGUAGAUGCCAUGCACCUGGGCAAAAAAGUCAGCAUCCCCAGAGACAUCAUGUUGGAAGAAUUAUCCCAUCUCAGUAACCGUGGCGCCAGACUAUUUAAGAUGCGACAAAGAAGAUCUGAUAAAUACACAUUUGAAAACUUCCAGUAUGAAUCUAAAGCACAAAUAAAUCACAACAUUGCCAUGCAGAAUGGGAAACUGGAUGGAAGCAACUUGGAAGGUGGCUCACAACAAGCCCCAUUUACCCCUCCCAACACUCCGGAUCCACGAAGUCCCCCAAAUCCAGAAAACAUUGCACCAGGAUAUUCUGGACCACUGAAGGAAAUUCCUCCUGAAAAGUUCAACACCACAGCUGUCCCGAAGUACUAUCAGUCGCCCUGGGAACAGGCCAUUAGUGGUGAUCCGGAGCUUUUAGAGGCUUUAUACCCUAAAUUUUUCAAGCCUGAAGGAAAGGUAGAACUGCCUGAUUACAGAAGCUUUAACAGAGUUGCCACCCCAUUUGGAGGUUUUGAAAAAGCAUCAAAAAUGGUUAAAUUCAAGGUUCCAGAUUUUGAGCUACUACUUCUAACAGAUCCCAGGUUUAUGGCUUUUGCCAAUCCUCUUUCUGGUAGACGGUCCUUUAAUAGGACUCCAAAGGGAUGGAUAUCAGAAAAUAUUCCUAUAGUGAUAACAACUGAGCCUACAGAGGAUACCACUGUACCAGAAACAGAAGACCUAUGAAAAAAAGUUGUAUGUGCCACAAAACCGUCUAAAUAUAAAUGUUGCUGUUUCAUUAUUCUACUUACUGGCAAAAUCACUUACACUCUUCAUUAGUAACAAUAAUUUAAUAGCAAUUUAGCAAUUUUCCUUUUAUUGCUUUUAAAUUAAAUAUCAGAUCAAACACUAAUAAACAAUUUGAAAUCUUGUUUUAAAAA